UAAGAACUGGCGGAAGACAUAACUGUAAAAUCAAAUAUUGAACGUUUAACAGUCUUCACACUACAUUUAGGAUAAACUCCUACAAAAAGGACUAUUGAAAGCAAAUUGUAAUUUAAUCUUUUGUUCUACCCCUCUAUUCGAAAAGUUAAUGUAUUUUUAAAUAGAAAUAUAGUGAGUGCUAAUCGCGAUGAAGGAAAAAUGUUGAGCAGAACGGAAUAAAAAUAUUAUCUUUCAUGACUUGACUAAACUCGCACAAUAAUGUUGGCUCCUCCAAUUGCAUCAACUUAACUCUAAUGGUUGCUCUCGAUAUUCUAGUCAAAACGAACUUUUCCUCCAGUGUCACCUCGACUAUAGUUCCCUAUACUGUAACAGAAUCGAGUUUCCGAGUAACUGACUUGGAACCAAUUAACAACAUGGAAGCGGCGGAGUACGUGAGAAAGCAAAUGUAUUCCUUUUUUACAUCGAGUAUUAUGGCUUAUCCCCAAAGUGAUUUUAUAGGUCGCUGUUUCGGAGUGGCCAAGAAGAUAAAGCAACUGCUUCCGAUUCUAAUGUUGUUAUUGGGCGUUAUAGUAACGAAAUUAGGAUUUUUAACCUUGUUCUCGCUAAAGACGAUCGGACUGCUUUUGUUGCUUCUAUUUAUGAAUGUAGCGGGAGCCUCGGCAAAAAUCGCAACGAUAUUUUCUAAACACGGAGAGCAAAAAAGCCCUCAAAAUAUUCACUUCCACGUAAAUCCAGGAAAGAGUCACCAUGAUGAAUAUGAAAGUUAUCUGAGAGAAUGGGACGACAAAAGCGAUCGCGGACCACAUUACUGGAAGAAAAGUGAUCUCUACAACUUGUAUAACAAGCUUCGGGAACAAGAUUUCAAAGGGGCAAAUAAUUUUAAGUAAUUAAUUUGUUAAUAUAAAUUAUUAAAGCU
Molecule: messenger RNA, 916 nt
Organism: Cylas formicarius (sweet potato weevil)
Lineage: Eukaryota; Metazoa; Arthropoda; Insecta; Coleoptera; Brentidae
Exons: 4
Coding region: 294-887 (197 amino acids)
Source: RefSeq, a predicted model, not a curated record